AUGUUCAGGCUUCGCUACCUAUCUUAUUUGCGUGAUUAUAUAUCUCCGAUGAUAGAGAUAACGAGAUCGCGACACGCGGUACAGACGUUCAAUCGAUCAGUCGUUCUCUCCAAAACUUUGACAAUGGUGACAAUGUCGAGUGAGUUAGAUAUCCAGAGAACUUUUGAAUUCGUCAAAGACCUGACCUUGAAAGCAGGCGAGGUAUUUAAGUGUGGUUUUGAAGGAGAGAAAGUCGUCACGGUCAAGGAUGAGUGGGAUUUGGUAACUGAUUAUGACAAAAAGAUUGAAGAUUUUUUAAUUAAUACUCUAAGAGAAAAAUUUCCUGAACAUUUAUUUAUCGGAGAAGAAGGUACAGCCGGGUCCUCAGACCAAAUAGAGUUAACUGACGAACCUACGUGGAUCAUAGAUCCCAUAGAUGGAACCAUCAAUUAUGUAAAUGGGCUUCCAAUUACUUGUAUUUCUAUUGGUUUAACAGUUUGCAAAGAACCAGUAAUAGGAAUUAUUUACAAUCCAAUCACUUCAGAAUUAUAUAGUGCGAUCAAAGGACAGGGAGCUUUCUUAAAUGGCAAACCUCUUAAAUCUUCCAAAACUACUGAACUAAAGAAGGCUUUAAUAGAAAUCGAGAUGUUUUCGAUUCGUUUUCCUUCAAAAGAUCGGGACCUCAGAGCAGGCAGACUAGAUGCAGUGACUCAUGCUGCACGAGGAGUUAGAUUCAUGGGAUCUGCAGCGUUGGCUUUGGCAUUCAUAGCACGAGGUGCGUUGGACUGCAUUUAUAUGGAAAUGCUUAAACCUUGGGACAUUGCAGCAGGAGUAUUGCUAAUUCGUGAAGCAGGUGGCACUGUAGUAGAUGCAAAAGAGAAGGAAUUUAAUAUUAUGAGACCAAAUAUAAUAGGCGGAGUAACUUGUGAGUUAGUUAUGGAAAUAAAGAAAUUAAUUAUCGAUACUGAUUUGAAGAUAAUGCGGAAGAGAUUAAAAAGAACAUAACAGACUAUGAAAUCGAAUGACAUACGAUGGCGAAUUAGCAAUACGAGAUCAGUGAAUUAAGAAUUUUCAGAUUGAAUCUAUUACGCAACAAGA
This is a messenger RNA of Ceratina calcarata, 1077 nucleotides long. Its product is annotated as inositol monophosphatase 2-like. The coding region runs from base 1 to 984 and encodes 327 amino acids. The transcript is spliced from 6 exons. The record is from RefSeq and is a predicted model, not a curated record. Gene Ontology annotation, biological process: phosphatidylinositol phosphate biosynthetic process; inositol metabolic process; signal transduction. Gene Ontology annotation, molecular function: inositol monophosphate 1-phosphatase activity. Lineage: Eukaryota; Metazoa; Arthropoda; Insecta; Hymenoptera; Apidae.